Messenger RNA from Nicotiana tabacum (common tobacco), 1508 nucleotides. RefSeq names its product S-adenosylmethionine decarboxylase proenzyme. The record is from RefSeq and is a predicted model, not a curated record. Gene Ontology annotation, cellular component: cytosol. Gene Ontology annotation, biological process: spermidine biosynthetic process; spermine biosynthetic process. Lineage: Eukaryota; Viridiplantae; Streptophyta; Magnoliopsida; Solanales; Solanaceae. Gene Ontology annotation, molecular function: adenosylmethionine decarboxylase activity.
UAACCUUCCGUCCUUAACGCGUCAAUAGACGCAACCCAAAAAAAAAAAACAAAAAAAAAUUUCUGCUUUCAGUUUCUUUUGCGCCCUCACUCCUUUUCUUCCUUCUUUUACUACUUUCUGCUUUUGUGCUCAUUGCUCGGAACAUUUUCCUCUUUUAACUUCUUUUGCUGCUGUGAACAUUUUUCAUCAUGGAUAUGGCCUUGCCGGUCUCCGCCAUUGGUUUUGAAGGUUUCGAGAAGAGGCUUGAAAUUUCGUUCUUCGAGCCUGGUCUGUUUGCUGAUCCUAACGGAAAAGGACUUCGAUCUCUCUCAAAGGCACAAUUGGAUGAAAUUCUCGGACCUGCUGAGUGCACCAUUGUUGAUUCCCUAUCAAAUGACGAUGUUGAUUCCUAUGUCCUCUCCGAGUCGAGCCUCUUCGUUUAUUCUUACAAGAUAAUCAUCAAAACCUGUGGCACCACUAAGUUGCUUCUCGCAAUUCCGCCCAUUCUAAAGUUGGCUGAGAGCCUGUCUCUCAAAGUACAAGACGUGAGGUAUACCCGUGGGAGCUUCAUUUUCCCUGGUGCUCAGUCGUUUCCUCACCGUCACUUUUCUGAAGAAGUUGCUGUCCUUGAUGGCUAUUUUGGAAAGCUUGCUGCUGGUAGCAAGGCUGUGAUUAUGGGCAGUCCUGACAAAGCACAGAAAUGGCAUGUUUACUCUGCCUCCGCAGGACCUAUUCAGUCUAAUGACCCUGUUUACACUCUUGAGAUGUGUAUGACUGGUUUGGACAGGGAGAAGGCGUCUGUCUUUUACAAGACUGAAGGAAGCUCGGCUGCUCAUAUGACUGUUCGAUCUGGCAUAAGGAAGAUCCUCCCCAAUUCUGAGAUAUGCGAUUUUGAGUUUGAACCCUGUGGUUAUUCCAUGAAUUCAAUUGAAGGAGCUGCACUCUCAACCAUUCACAUUACCCCCGAAGAUGGCUUUAGCUAUGCUAGCUUUGAAGCAGUUGGGUAUGAUAUGAAAACCAUGAAGCUGGGUCCCCUGGUUGAGAGGGUGCUGGCAUGUUUCGAGCCAGAUGAGUUCUCUAUUGCUUUGCAUGCUGAUGUUGCUACCAAGUUACUGCAGCGGGUUUGCUCUGUUGAUGUGAAAGGCUACUCUCUUGCUGAGUGUAGUCCAGAAGAAUUUGGCAAGGGUGGUUCCAUUGUCUACCAGAAGUUCACUAGGACUCCUUUCUGUGGAUCUCCCAAGUCCGUUCUGAAGGGCUGCUGGAAGGAGGAAUAGAACGAGGAAAAGGAGUGUCUUUGAGGGCCUGUUUUGUUUUUGUUUCAGUGUCAGUGUCAGUGUCGUUUGUUUAUGUUUUUCAGAAUAAAGGACUUGAUGUCCAAGCUGUGUGUAGUUCGGAUUUGUAAUGCUGAUGUGCAAAUUCCGAACUAGUCUGGUUUUUUGGUGUUCCACCAGAAGCCCUAUGAAUCUCCAUUUUGAGUUAUCGUGUGUUCUCUGUUCCGUUGUUUCAAAUAAACAUGUCUGUUGUGUGUA